This is a messenger RNA of Acanthisitta chloris (rifleman), 1914 nucleotides long. RefSeq lists its product as uncharacterized. Lineage: Eukaryota; Metazoa; Chordata; Aves; Passeriformes; Acanthisittidae. Bases 1 to 1914 code for a protein of 637 amino acids. The record is from RefSeq and is a predicted model, not a curated record. The transcript has 15 exons.
AUGUUGUCUUACGUCUGUGUGAACUGGAUUCUUCUGCUCCUGUUUGCAGGCACCACAGUGUCAGACUCAGUUGUGACAGGAGAGGUUGGUCAGAAUGUCACUGUGCCCUGCUACUACAAGGUCCAGGCGGAACACGACAUCACAUCCAUGUGCUGGGGGCAGGAAAAGUGCCCUCCUUCAAAAUGUAAGCGACCCAUUAUCUGGACAGAUGGACAUAAAGUGACAGACCAGUAUGGCAGCAGGUACAUGUUGAAGGGGAACCUGCAAAGGGGCGACGUGUCCCUGACGAUUGUGAAUGCUCAGAUAGCAGACAGUGGCACCUACUGCUGCCGUGUGGAGUUGCCUGGGCUGUUCAACGAUCAAAGAACCAAUCACAGGGUUGUGAUAAAGAAAGCUAGGAUCACUACUGCAAGUCCUCACACUUACACCACUGAACAGACCCCAGCUCCUGGGAGCACCAGUGAAUCCUCCUUUACUGUCCCAGGAACGUGGCCAUCGGUUUCUCCUUCAGAAGCUCCUCAGACUGCUUCUGGUCCCUGCCCAGACUCCCCAGACUGCUUGGAUGUGACUGCAAACCUGCAGAACACGUCUGUAUUGCUUCCCAGUCAGCAGUAUUCAGAAAAUGGACUGUACAUUGGGAUUGGGUCAUGUGCAGUACUUCUAGUCAUCCUGAUCUUGGCUCUGUACCUCACUAAACUUGCUGCUCUGGAGUCUCAGUCGCCUAAAAUGUCCCAUUUUGUGCUGUUUCACUGGAUUUUGAUGCAGAUCUUUAUAGCCCACGCCGCAUCCCAAACUGUUGUUACAGGAGUCACAGGGCGAUCUGUGACUUUGCCUUGCCACUACAAAGUGACACAGGCUAAGGACAUCUCCGAUAUGUGCUGGGGCAGAGGUCCCUGCCCGAAUUCAAAGUGCGAUAAAAAAAUUUUGCACACCAGUGGAAGGAGAGUGGCAUUCCGAACAUCUGGGAGAUACAACCUCCAGGGCUACAUUUCCCAUGGAGAUGUGUCUCUCACAAUUCGGGCAGUGGAUGAGAAAGAUGCAGGUGUAUAUUGCUGCCGUGUGGAGAUCCCAGGUUGGUUCAACGACAUCAAACGGAACAUACGACUGGAGGUGACCAGAGCCCCUCCAGUGAUGACAACCACCACCAGAAAGGUUCCUGUUUCCCCCAAACAUUUCAGAAAAACAACUUUUGCUCCCCAAGCAACCUCUGAUCUUCAGCCAACGACAGAGAGUGAUGUCCUCCUGACAACCACCACUGCAAUAGCAACCACAGCUGCCGAGUCUACAGCAGUAACUACAUUGGAGACCAUUGCUCCCCCAACACUUGCUGUGACAGAAAAUGAUAUUUUUCCUGUUACUGUGGUGACAAGCAGUGCUCCCCCAGACUUUCCAACUAGUUCCCAAGCAGUUGAUGUGAGAACUGAAGAUGAUAUGUUCUGCUGCACAGAGUUUGUCCCUUCUCUUGGAAGUACAGAGGUGACUACUGAAUUCCCAACUACACUCAUGACUGCAGAGGGAACUAAAAAUGCUCACACCUCUGUCAUGGUGGAAGAUGUGCCAACCACAGUGAUUUCUGUGGGUUCAGAUGGCAAGACUGAGAAAAUUGGUGAUAUUGGAGAGAAGGCAAAACUUCCUGUAAGCUCAGAAAAGCACUGCAAACUCCAGCCCAGUGCAGAUCAUGUUGUUUAUCAUGAUCAACCUGAUGUGUCUUCUCCAUACUUUGUACAGUUUCUCAGCUCUGCCAUCCUCAUUGCCUGUCUCACCGCUGGGUCCAUUCUUGUCAUACUGAUGGUGUCAUUGUUUUGGAAACGUAAACACACAAAGAAGCUGAAAAUUAAAAGCCUUGCUCAACCAGAAGAGCCUAAAAAGGUUUUCAGUGGUGCUGAAGGAGAAAACAACAUUUUUUCCCUGUGA